AUGCCACGAACAAGGGAAAAGAAAAUUUUUCCUGGUAAAAGACAACAACAACGAAUGUUUCGAGAAGCAAGGAACAAAAUGAGACAGCAUCUACCACAAUUUCCUUUGGGAGAAACAACGAGGAAUUUGUUGGUUUCACGCCAAACACAAAAUGGUGUUUCUCAGAGUCAUGAUGGUGACGAUGAUCAGAAAAUGGACAGAAUUUCUACUGAUAAGUGUAAUGCUGCUUCAACAACUGCAACAUGUCCGGAGGGAAGUGAAACGGAGUCAAUGUGUGACAGUGCCGACUCGUACGAUAUUCUAAGUCCAAAUGGUAGCGACGAUGAUGGAGUCCCUGUUAGUGACUCCGACGAAGAAUCCUAUCAGGAUUGCCUGGAUGAAGAUGUCAAUGAUGCAGAUGACAGCCAGAGGUAUGAAAUUAAGAGUGAACUGGCAAAAUGGGCUAUUGAAUGCGGAAUCCCACGCACACAUAUUAGUAGAUUGUUGUGCAUUCUAAGAAAGUGUAAAGGAUUGUCACAUUUGCCUAAAGAUUAUCGUACUCUUUUGAAAACGGCUAGCCAAGGGUCUACAAAAGAUGUCCAACCCGGAUAUUAUUUCCAUUUUGGUUUAUCAAAUGGCGGCCUUUGA
This is a messenger RNA of Daphnia magna, 627 nucleotides long. RefSeq lists its product as uncharacterized. The transcript is spliced from 3 exons. The coding region runs from base 1 to 627 and encodes 208 amino acids. The record is from RefSeq and is a predicted model, not a curated record. NCBI's taxonomy places the organism in Eukaryota, Metazoa, Arthropoda, Branchiopoda, Diplostraca, Daphniidae.